UCUCUCGGUCGCUAUAAAAGAUGGGGCCGGAUUCGCAACAGCAUCACAAUCUUCCAGUGGUCUUCUGAUUUUGGAUACCAAAGUAGUGACAAUGAAACAAUUCUUGGUAGCCGCUGCCAUCUUGGCCCUCGCCCACUCAUUGCCCGCCCCACCUGCCCUACACCGUCAAGUUGACCCCUCAUCUGGCCCCAUCAACCGAGAACUCAACGACGUCCCCAUCCUACGACUAGACAACAACAACGACGGAGAAUCCUACAACUACGCCCUGGAAACCGGAAACGGCAUCGCCGCCCAAGAAACAGGCUCCGCCAAGGGCGAAGAUGGCACCAACGCUCAGGGAGAAUACUCCUACACCGCCCCUGAUGGUCAACAGAUCCAGGCUAGGUACGUGGCUGGUCCCAACGGGUUCGAAAUCCAGGGCAGUCAUUUGCCUGUGGCUCCUCCAGUCCCACAGGAGAUCCUGAAGGCUUUGGAGCAGAACGCAGCUGAUGAAGCUAGGGGAGUGGUAGACGAUGGGCAAUACCACGGACAAUAAGCUGUUGAGUCACCAAAUUUGUUGUUAUUUAUUUUGAUAUGUAAAUAAAUUUUUCAAUCACAA
Molecule: messenger RNA, 598 nt
Organism: Phaedon cochleariae (mustard beetle)
Lineage: Eukaryota; Metazoa; Arthropoda; Insecta; Coleoptera; Chrysomelidae
Source: the annotation of a GenBank genome assembly